GGCUUACUCGCACCUGACGUAGCACGAUCUAACACGACCGUUUCAGAAGGCAGACUUGCACUUUUAGAGCUCGCGAUGCUAUUAAAACGUCGCUUUUACUUCGAAUUUACUACGAAGUUCAUCGAAGUUAAUCACAGUCGAGUAGCCUUUUCUAGGAUCUACUGAACUUUCUCUUGACGCAAGUACUACUGCCGCGCUACCUUCGGAAAUGGUAUCCAGACAGAAUGGCAACAAUCCCCGGCAAGCGUCCGGCCUGGGCAUCUCCAGUGGGAAUCCUAUUCCCUGCCGGCCCAGCCGACAUUAUUUGGAAGAACUUCUUGAAAUUCAAUCACUUCUGGAUUCCAUUCUGACAGUCAUUCGCUAUGGAAGGGAGGAAGAAAUAGGUGGAUUACUAGAUUGUAUCCGAAGUGGAGCUUCAUUGCCUCAAAUACGCUAUCACCUCCGGUCUCUGGGUACUCGGACAACAGUUAAAACAGGCGAAGUCAUUAAGGACGUUAGUUGACAAAGGGGAUGAACCCGUUGAGUAUUCUUGAAUAAACUUGGCACCUGAUAAUGACCGUGAAAUUCGUGAAAUUUCGGCGUCUGGCCUAUGUUCCCUUACGUUGUGCUCUUCCUAUGACGUAACCAGGUUAGUAUACCUAAAUAGCUGGAUUCCGGAGCCGAAUCCCGACCUCGCAGAUUCAAAGAUACUUCUCAUCUCUCAGCAAGCAGGAUAACCCAAAUUAAGCCCGACGUCUGUCGCAGCAGCAGUAUCGGAAAAUGGGUGCUAUCGUCAGCUACGUUCACUUCCUCCUAGACAGCGCCCUCGCCACCGUCAAGCUGGUCCAAAACCGUGAGGUCGGCUGGAAGACUCUCAAUCGCAAGACCGGCCUUUAUGUGCGCGAACAACAACCGAUCUACAAGAAAAUCAAGCUAUGGCUCUUGUUUAGUCGGCCUAUGGAGUGGUUGGACCGUACGUGGUUGCUGAGGUAUUGGAUGCACGAGAAGACGAUAACUUCUGGGAAGAAAGAAGGUACUCGGGCCUCUGCCAAGCAGAUAGCAUCCUUUGUCGACUUCUAUCACAUCAACAUGGAAGAUUUCACGCCGACAGACAUCCACGCGUACCGCACUUUCGAAGAUUUCUUCGUGCGGCGACACAAGCCAGGCGCCCGUCCAAUCUCCCAAAAGAAUGACUCCGCUCUCGCCGUCGUUGUCGCGGACUGCCGGCUUGUAGUCUACCCCAGCGUCUCCGAGACUAAACGGCUAUGGAUAAAAGGACGAAACUUCACCAUCGGUAAUUUGAUCCAAGAUGUUGCCGCCGCCAAAAUAUGGGACCACGGCGCAAUCGCGUCCUUCAGACUCAGUCCACAAGACUAUCAUCGGUAUCACUCUCCAGUCGAAGGCACUGUGGAAUGGUACAGGCAAAUCCCUGGAGAGUAUUACCAAGUCGACCCGCUCUGCUUGCGAUCCGACAUCGACGUCUUGACGGUAAACGCUCGCUGCGCAAUCUGCAUCAACAGCCCGUCAUUUGGAUAUGUGCUCUUUGUGGCAAUCGGGGCCACAGACGUGGGAACCGUGGAAAUCAACCAAAAGUGUAGGACUAAGGGCUCACGGCUGGAAAAAGGCGAGGAGCUAGGUUUGUUCCAAUUUGGAGGGAGUAGCAUAAUCGUUGCUUUCGAGGAGGGAAGAAUACGUUUUGACAAAGAUUUACUCAGUGUGAGCAGGCGUCUGGUGAUGAUGGAUGUGGAAGUAGGGAUGAGUCUGGGACGGGCGAUCUAGAAUGGGUGAGUUUUGUACAGGACUACUGAGGGAGAACUGACAAGAGGAUGUGACUUGUUCUACAUCUCCUUUGCACCCCUGGAUACCUGUGGUUCGUAUAUGAUGUGGAUAACGGUGGGCCCAUAAGAAGCAAAGCUCCUGCCUCACACUCAUCAGUCCGAUCACUCUUCCGAAGCAACACUAUCGCUCGAGAGGCAGGUGAGGUAGUUACUUCUAAUUGGCUGCGGAAGGAAGCUUCAGAGAGGGAAUAGGGUCUUUCGCCUGGAGGGAAUCGGGAAUGCUAGGCUUAAGUACGAGACCACUCGACCAGGUAUGUCUGGGGUUCUCGAUUGCGGCACUAGCUCUAGAGUAGCUGGAGAAUGAGGUUUUAUCUGUUGUCGUAACUAGGUAGUGCGCCCUUGAUACCAAAGAGUAACGUUGCGACCUCCUUCUGCUUGCGCCAAACCAUCCAACAAACGACUACCAAUACAAUUUCUUCACCACUCAGUGUCUCACUCAAUUUCUCAAUCGUAGUCCCGGGUCAGA
Messenger RNA from Exophiala oligosperma, 2283 nucleotides. RefSeq names its product phosphatidylserine decarboxylase. The transcript has 2 exons. Gene Ontology annotation, biological process: phospholipid biosynthetic process. The coding region runs from base 760 to 1758 and encodes 332 amino acids. The record is from RefSeq and is a predicted model, not a curated record. Gene Ontology annotation, molecular function: phosphatidylserine decarboxylase activity. Lineage: Eukaryota; Fungi; Ascomycota; Eurotiomycetes; Chaetothyriales; Herpotrichiellaceae.